Messenger RNA from Photinus pyralis (common eastern firefly), 692 nucleotides. RefSeq lists its product as uncharacterized. Bases 57 to 545 code for a protein of 162 amino acids. The transcript is spliced from 4 exons. The record is from RefSeq and is a predicted model, not a curated record. Lineage: Eukaryota; Metazoa; Arthropoda; Insecta; Coleoptera; Lampyridae.
AUAAACAAAAUAGCACUUGUAGAGCUUCAGUUUCGGUGUUACUAUUAUUUUUCAGUAUGAAAAGGGUGUACCAGUUUCAACUUUGUUUUCUAAUGUAUCUUGCGGUCGUCUGUACCGGAGAGGAAGAACCUUCAAGAGGACCGAAACGCACAAAAGUGUCACCGUACGCCGGAAUCAUCCCAUUUCUACGAACCGGACGUUCCGGACAUCCCCACUUCACACUUUCCGAAUAUGAAAGUAACGAACCAGUCAAACACGCGAAAUCGGGACGCACAAUAGUGACAUUCCCGGGGGUUGGACGUUCGGGAACGCUGGAGUACGUUCAAGGCGCCGAUCCGAACGGAAUGGAUAAGAGGAGCGAUUUAAGCGGCGGGAAUGGCUUGUGGUUUGGCCCGCGUCUUGGUCGGGUUCAAAAAAGGUACAAGGGUGACACGCCGGCAGCUUACCUUUACUUUGGAGAAUAUACUCCCAGACUGGGACGAGAAUCGGCUGAGGAGAUUGAAGACGACGGUGAAGACGAGAGUAAUUUAAAUAAAUCAAUGUGAAAUGACGUUAUGUAAAUUUUAUGAAAGUUGGGCGUGUUUCGUAUAUAAGCAGAUAUUUUUAUUAUGAUCUAACUGUUUAAGGGUUUAUCUGAAUUAAUAACUAUGUGUGUAAAUCUUCCCACAAUGGACUAUUAAUAAAAAUUAUGU